Ciona intestinalis (vase tunicate) is the source of this 1440-nucleotide messenger RNA. RefSeq names its product actin, muscle-type. The record is from RefSeq and is a predicted model, not a curated record. NCBI's taxonomy places the organism in Eukaryota, Metazoa, Chordata, Ascidiacea, Phlebobranchia, Cionidae.
AGCGAGGGGAUCCCAGUGGAAAAUGUCAAAUCGACAGCCGUUCACACUGAGUAUAAAUGUGAGGACAGCCCUUAGCUUCGACCCCAGUCAGCAACGACAUUGCAAGUGAUACCUUCUCAACCAAGCAACAGAUAAAAACAAAAGAAAAUGUCUGAAGAAGAAGAAGAACAAACCGCGCUCGUAUGCGACAACGGCUCCGGACUUGUAAAAGCCGGUUUCGCUGGAGAUGACGCACCACGUGCCGUCUUCCCAUCCAUCGUCGGUCGCCCUAGACAUCAGGGUGUCAUGGUCGGUAUGGGACAAAAAGACAGCUAUGUCGGUGACGAAGCCCAAAGCAAGAGAGGUAUCCUGACUCUCAAAUACCCGAUCGAGCACGGUAUCAUCACCAACUGGGACGACAUGGAGAAGAUCUGGCAUCACACCUUCUACAACGAGCUCCGUGUUGCUCCAGAAGAGCACCCCGUCUUGCUGACUGAAGCCCCACUUAACCCCAAGGCCAACCGUGAAAAGAUGACCCAGAUCAUGUUCGAGACAUUCAAUGUCCCAGCCAUGUACGUCGCCAUCCAGGCUGUGCUUUCCCUGUACGCCUCUGGCCGUACCACCGGUAUCGUUCUCGACUCUGGUGACGGUGUCUCUCACAAUGUCCCAAUCUACGAGGGUUACGCACUCCCUCACGCCAUCAUGCGAUUGGAUUUGGCUGGCCGUGACCUUACCGACUACCUGAUGAAGAUCCUUACUGAGAGAGGCUACUCUUUCGUCACUACCGCUGAGCGUGAAAUCGUGCGUGACAUCAAGGAGAAGCUUUGCUACGUUGCCCUCGACUUCGAACAAGAGAUGGCCACCGCAGCAUCCAGCAGUGGACUCGAAAAGAGCUACGAACUUCCUGACGGUCAAGUCAUCACCAUCGGAAACGAGCGAUUCAGAUGCCCAGAGACUAUGUUCCAACCAUCCUUCAUUGGUAUGGAAUCCUCCGGUGUCCAUGAGACCACCUACAACUCCAUCAUGAAGUGCGACAUUGACAUCCGUAAAGAUCUUUACGCCAACAACGUUCUCUCCGGAGGUACAACCAUGUACCCUGGUAUCGCUGACAGAAUGCAGAAGGAGAUCACUGCUCUUGCUCCCAGCACCAUGAAGAUCAAGAUCAUUGCUCCACCAGAGAGGAAAUACUCCGUAUGGAUCGGAGGAUCCAUUCUUGCUUCACUCUCCACCUUCCAACAGAUGUGGAUCACCAAGCAAGAAUACGACGAGGCUGGCCCAUCCAUUGUCCACAGAAAAUGCUUCUAAUUCUUCUCGCAUAAGAACUUGUAUAGUGUCAAUAAAGAUUUACGGUUCGCGUUAGUCAACUUGUGGUUUCCCGAGAGCACGUAGCUAACAAAUACACUACAGUCCUCCUUAAUUGUCGUAUUCAAAUGUUAUCGUGUAAAAUAAAGUCAUGCAAUG